Messenger RNA from Lathyrus sativus (Indian pea), 1305 nucleotides. NCBI's taxonomy places the organism in Eukaryota, Viridiplantae, Streptophyta, Magnoliopsida, Fabales, Fabaceae. The record is from the annotation of a GenBank genome assembly.
AUGUCUCCACUACCGAAUUUGGAUACUUCCAGAAUUUCAACAGUGGUUCCUGCAACCCCGCGAGGCGAAAACGAUGGCGAGCACAACUUAAACUCCAUGGACUUGUUAAUGAAACUGCACUAUAUUCGAUCCGUUCAUCUAUUCGAUUCUGAAGCGGCUCAAAAUCUCUCAUUUUCCGAUUUAAAAGCGCCUAUGUUCCCUUUGCUCGAUUCAUGCUCGCAUGUUUCGGGUCGGAUUAGAAUAUCCGAAUCAGGAAGACCGUUUAUCAAGUGCAACGACGCCGGUGUUCGAGUCGCGGAGUGGCGGUGUGAGAAAACGUUGCGUGAAUGGAUGGAUGAAAAGGAGUACUCGGUUGAUGGACUCGUGCACGAUCAUGUGCUUGGUCCUGAUCUUGCUUUUUCUCCAUUGGUUUUUGUAAAGUUCACAUACUUCAAAUGUGGAGGACUCUCAUUGGGACUGAGUUGGGCUCACAUACUUGGAGAUGCGUUUUCAGCUUUUAACUUCAUCACCAAAUGGAGUCACAGUCUAGCUUCUCACGAACCACCAAAAUCAAAUUCCACCAAAACUAAAUUCUUAUCAAAUUCUAUUUCUGAUUAUGCUGUUUCUGUUAAAAAGGCAACACUUGUUGACAAGUAUUGGCUUGCUGCUAAUGAAAAUUAUGUAGCUACUCACACUUUUCAUAUCACUUCUAAACAACUUCACCAUUUGGCUACGACAUUCGCAUCUACGGAUACAAAUACAAAAUAUUUUGAAAUUAUUUCAGCUAUGAUAUGGAAAUGUAUAGCACAAAUAAGAGGAGAUUUUGGACCUAGGGUUGUGAUAAUAUCCACUGCAAAUGUUUCUAACGGUGUUGAAAAUUUUGAAAAUGAAUUUCCAACGAACGACUUCGUGUUGAGUAGAGUUGAAACAAAAUUGUCGCCCGGUGAAUCUAAUUUAUUAGAGUUAGUUAAUCUGAUAGCUGAGGAAAAAAUAAAUGAGAAUCAUGUAUUGGAAAAACUGGUGGAAGAAAGUGAAGGAAAAGGAGAUUUUGUUGUCUAUGGUGCAAAACUGACAUUUGUAGAUUUGGAAGAAGGUGAUUUUUAUGGAGUGAAGAUUAAUGGAAAGAAAGCUAUAAUGGUAAAUUGUGAUAUUCGUGGUGUAGGUGAUGAAGGGGUUGUCUUGGUUCUUCCAGGACCAGAUGAUGAUGAUGGUGAUAAUGGAAGAAUGAUAACAGUAUCACUGCCAGGAAAAGAACUGGACCAACUAAAAUAUAAACUAGAAAAGGAAUGGGGUAUCUAUACAACAUAUUCACGUCAUGGAUGUUGA